AUGCCUCAAAACCUGUCCUGGAGAAACAAAUUGAGCAGUAGUAGCAACCUCCUCACACAUUGGGCUGUUUGCUUGGAGGUUGGAAUACCAUCCGAAUUGGGUGCAAAACGGAAAAUAAAAGGAAUAGCAGCGGUUUGUAAAGUCAAUGGAUACGUACAAAGACGAGCACUAGAGACCAUUGUUCAUGAUAUUGAAACUUUUGCUUCCGUUGUUGUUCGUUCUUGUGUGCUAAUUGUUUGUGAAGCAAAUCAUCAUAGAUACCUAAACAAGUUUCUCUCUUGUAUCGACAAGGAAUUCAGCAUGUAUGACCUGAUUAGUUUUGAUUUGAUCGAAAGAAGAAGAGAUAUAGGAUUUAAAAUCAUUACUAGUGUGGAUUAUAACCCCGCUACUGGCAGCAGUGAUGACACUACAAGCGUUCCUUCUUUUCAACUACCUCACCAAGAUCAAAUUUCAUGGGAUAUUGUUAAAGCUGUUCUUGACAUCUCAGAGUUAAUGGAGCAAGUAUCUGACUAUAAAAGUGUCGACUCUCAGAAAGAAGAAAAAGAAAUCCAAAUAUCCAAGAGGACUAGGAAGCACGAACAUGUCCCGACUGCAUCGACCUCAAAGUUGCAAAGACAAAGCGGAACCAUGAAAAUUGAUUCAUUUGUCCUAGAUAAAUCGGAUUGUAGCGAAUGGCCAGAAAAAGCAAUUUCGAUACUUUUGACCACCACCAAGAAAAAUGGGGGAAUGGGAUUACCAAAUAACGUCAUUACUGGAGUUGAACUUAGCGUAGUGGAUUUGGAGAAUGUUGCCGAUGCUUUGAUUAAUUCGAAAGGUGACCAUGAAGCAAAAAUUUUAUCUGGUUGCAAACUAUUACAUACCGUCGAAUUAUUUAAAGUUCAGCAAGCGAUUGUAAGAUGGGUCUUUACUAAUUUACUUGAAUACAGGUAA
Molecule: messenger RNA, 930 nt
Organism: Naegleria lovaniensis
Lineage: Eukaryota; Heterolobosea; Eutetramitea; Acrasida; Naegleriidae
Exons: 1
Coding region: 1-930 (309 amino acids)
Source: RefSeq, a predicted model, not a curated record